AUGGACCUACAAGCUUCUACAAGCCUUGAUAAAUUCCAGAUAGAAGACUUCCUAUCCAUACCCUGGCACCUCCAAAAAGUCAUCAUCUCUGAGCUGUCACCUUCUGACCUCUUAAAUUUUGGUCGUGCCCGCCCGGACUUGUUACAAUUAGCUCUGCACCAUCAAAAACACUGGGAGAUCGUGGAAAAUGGCGAUGAACGUUUGGUUGUUGAGAAAAGGUCGAGGGCGGGCCGUAUGCAGCGGAGGAUAUGGGAUUAUCUUGGAAAUUGCUAUCACCCGAUGAGAAUGGAAGAGAUCAGAAGGAAACAAUCAACCCCCACCUACACUGUGCUAUUUGUUGAAAAUUGCAAAAAGCAGCAGGAAGACGAUCUCGAUAUCCUGAUACGAAAUUCUAAAGUUAAAAGGAUGGAUUACGCCACGCUGAAACACCUCAAUAUAGGACUGCAAGUCGAUUACCUCUAUCAACCUGAUUUCGCCUCAAUAGAACAGCUCCAGGAACUUGCUGACAGGCUGAAAAUCGUAGGCCUUGAUGUUCAGGCUACAAAAGUCGAGGCGCUUGGCAAAAAUGGCGAAUUUUUCCGUUUUUUCAUUGACAACCCGAAAAUCACGACCGCCAAUCUCUACGUAUUCGGCCAAAGCCAUCUGCAUCUUAUACCGAAAAUGCAGCAAACGAGGCAAUGGAUGAGAAUUUGCGAGCACACGAGCGGCAUCCACGAAAUAUUAUUUUCGGUUGUCGAGGAAAUCGUUCAGCAAUGGGAAGCGAACGAGCGCGAGAUUGAUGCAUGGAUGGUGAGCCUAGAAACUCGGGACGACCUUGGCGAUGACGCCUUCGAGAAUAUUCUCAACUUUGAGCUCAAUGACAUGGCGCGGAAGCUGGCGUACGGUAGUUUGGGCAAUUUUAACGAUCGUGCGAUCGACGAGAGGUUUCGGUUGAUCCGGCGUAAAGAUGGCACCGGUCUCCUCAUUAUGACGGGAGCAUCGUCGAUCUCACUUUUUUCGUGUGACUACCAGUAUCGGAGGCUUCGCGGCCUCGGCUUCGGAAAACAAAUUCGAGCCUUUUUCGACGAGUUGUGCGCCCAGAUCUACGAGCUUCAUUUUACGGAGGCUCAACUCUGGCAAGCCGGACAAUUCGGGGCGCUGCGACGCAAGCCGCCGCCCGCACAAGAGAUCAUCGAUCAGGACGUCUUCUCAAUCUUUGGUGAGCUGGAACCAGGUGCAAAGGCUGAUGAAAAACAUCAAAAGGGAUCCGUAGAGGUAGAAGAUCACGGGAGGGUCUGUCAGGAUCAGGAAAUGAUGGACAGAAGGGCUGUAGCGCUUCAACAGAUCGAAGAGUUGCUGAAAAAGCAUACAGCCGAACUCGGACAAGUACCCGAACGCGAAUUGGCUAUCGACACGCUCUACCUUGGUGGCGCUGCGGAGCCAGACCUGAACCGACGACUUCUGAAUAACAUUUUCUACGAAGGUUUCGAGCCGAGUGGUUUUCCGAGUCAUUACUACUUUGCUGAUUGGCAGACGAAGAUGGCGUACGAAUUCUUCCAAUUUUACAAAAAGCAUGGGGAAGUGCCGAAGUACUAUUGG
This is a messenger RNA of Mesorhabditis spiculigera, 1578 nucleotides long. The record is from the annotation of a GenBank genome assembly. NCBI's taxonomy places the organism in Eukaryota, Metazoa, Nematoda, Chromadorea, Rhabditida, Rhabditidae.